Messenger RNA from Electrophorus electricus (electric eel), 2149 nucleotides. RefSeq names its product eukaryotic translation elongation factor 1 delta b (guanine nucleotide exchange protein) (gene eef1db). Gene Ontology annotation, biological process: translational elongation. NCBI's taxonomy places the organism in Eukaryota, Metazoa, Chordata, Actinopteri, Gymnotiformes, Gymnotidae. Gene Ontology annotation, molecular function: translation elongation factor activity; guanyl-nucleotide exchange factor activity. Gene Ontology annotation, cellular component: cytosol; eukaryotic translation elongation factor 1 complex. The record is from RefSeq and is a predicted model, not a curated record.
UGUUUUUACGACAGCGGUUCAUGUAAAUAACAGUAUAGUUGAAAACAUGAUGUAGAAGCGCACGCGUGUCAUAUUUGACUAUAGAGACAUUUUUGAUUUUCCGUUUAAUUGCACCAGCCCCUGUAAACUGUAAUGAGUGGUCACGCCCGGACUCCAAGCUCUAUUCUGUAACUGUCUUGGUCAGGCUCGAGACUCCUGACUGGAUUUCCAGUAAAUCACCGAAAAAACAAACUAAAUUCCCAUUAGGACCAUUUGUUUGGCUGUUAUUGUUACUUGCUACCAAAGACCAUGCCUCAGAGGAGUCUGGUAAAUUGCGAUGUGGAUCAGCCCAAGAUUUCUGCAAGCCGUUCUGACUGUGUGACCGCAGAGGUCACUGCAGGCCACCUGUCCAGCGGGGUGACGCAGGACCUACUCUCAGAGUGCGCUGCUGUGUGGUUCGACUGCAGCGUGUACGAGAGAGCCGAGAGCCAAUACUACACAAGACUGCAGGAGCGUCAGAAUGGAACCGCAUCACCUGCAAGUACCUGGAACUCAGCUUCCCAGAGAAACAAGGGAGCCUGUCACCAUGGGGAUCAGGAGGCCUGCCAUCACAUGGUGCAGACUGUCUGGGUGAACAAGCCUCUCUUUGACCAAGCUGAAAGUCAUUUUGUAGCUCAGCAUCCCAAACAGGGAAAUUCACUGAACACUCCAAGCUUUCUCCAAUUAUUACCUAAUAGCCCAUCCUCCAAUGCAUUAUAUGACGAGGGCUACUUAUCCCAAACCCCAACUCCUCACACCCCUGCAUCCAGACCAAUAAAUGGCCUGCCCUUCUUGCCUGCACUGCUUCAGGGGGUGUGGCUUCAGAAGUCUCUAUAUGACAGAGCAGAAGCAAGUUUUUAUCAGAACCUGUACUGUGAGAAUGAGCUCCACUGCAAGCCCAUUGCUGUCAGUGAACAGCAAGCAGACCUUGAGAACAUGAAGGGCACCCUACCGAAGGAAGCCAAACACGACCAAGCCGAGGAGGAGAAACCUCGUGAUGCCGUCAAGAAAGAGUCUGGCACAUUUUGGUGUCAUUUCCUGCAUGCUGACAGUGAAAGGGUGUGGCUAGACCGCAGUCGUUAUAUGGAGGCGGAGACUCGUUUCUACGAAACUAUUGCAACCAAAACCAGCCAAACUGCUAUAGGCCAUUUUAGCUCAUCACUGAAAAUGCCUGGCGUGGACUUCUUGGCGCACGAGAGGAUCUGGUUUGACAAACCUCGGUACGACGAGGCUGAGCGAAGGUUCUACGAGAGGAAGAAUGGCCCCGCACCCCCAGCACAGGACUCCGGAGCAAAUAGUAUUCUCCAGGAUAUCGCCAGGGCACGAGAGAACAUCCAGAAGUCCCUCGCUGGGUUGAAGACAACCUUAAGGCCAACUAGAAGCUCUGCCCAUAAACCCCAAAACCCCUCCCACAGCGCCACUACUGCAGGAAGCAGUAGUGCUGAACAGGGAGAACUCCUCACACGGAUGAAGAAUCUGGAAUUGGAGAACCAGAGUCUACACAAAGUGGUGGAGGAAUUGCGUUCUGCUCUUUCAAAACUGGAGAGUCGAGUGUAUAUCCUGGAAAAGCGGCCAGUGACCCCUGCACCAGCAGUUAAUGGAACUGCUCCUAACAAAACCCCUCCAGCACAUCCAGCAAAAAAUGAAGAUGAAGAUCAGGAGGAGGAUGACUUUGACUUGUUUGGCAGUGAUGACGAGGUGGAUGAGGAGGCUGAGCGGAUCAAAGAGCAGCGGCUGCAGGAAUACGCCGCCAAAAAGGCCAAGAAACCUGCCCUCAUCGCCAAAUCCUCCAUCCUAUUGGACGUCAAGCCUUGGGACGACGAGACCGAUAUGGCGAAACUGGAGGAGUGUGUGCGCUCAGUAAAAGUUGAUGGGUUGCUGUGGGGAGCCUCCAAACUGGUCCCCGUUGGUUACGGUAUUAAAAAGCUGCAGAUCAACUGCGUGGUUGAGGACGACAAGGUCGGAACAGACCUGCUGGAAGAAGAAAUUACCAAAUUUGAGGAUUACGUCCAGAGUGUAGACGUAGCAGCUUUCAACAAGAUUUAAAGCGCUCUCACAUACUGGUACUCUUUCACACAUGCACUUCUGCUACUGACAAAAUGACGGUUGACAAUAAAGAGUUCUGACUGCA